Uloborus diversus is the source of this 5139-nucleotide messenger RNA. RefSeq names its product F-box/LRR-repeat protein 12-like (gene FipoQ). The record is from RefSeq and is a predicted model, not a curated record. Gene Ontology annotation, cellular component: SCF ubiquitin ligase complex. The transcript is spliced from 7 exons. Gene Ontology annotation, molecular function: protein binding. Bases 190 to 1713 code for a protein of 507 amino acids. NCBI's taxonomy places the organism in Eukaryota, Metazoa, Arthropoda, Arachnida, Araneae, Uloboridae. Gene Ontology annotation, biological process: positive regulation of protein ubiquitination; SCF-dependent proteasomal ubiquitin-dependent protein catabolic process.
GCUUGCUCGUGCUGAGAUAGACACUUUGAGCCAUGACUGCUUUUAUCCAGUAAGGUUUUCUUCUGUGACUCUCUGAACACUUGCUUUUAUUAAAUCGCAUUAAAUUUGAAAUUUAUGUGGUAAUUUAAAAAAUCUUACCCCGCUGAAUUAGUGCACCUGUAUUUCGGAUUAUUUUGGAUAUUUGUUGGCAUGGAGAAAAGAGGAGAUAGAAAGAAUGUGCAAUUCAAUGGAUUGAAUCAUGAAGCUUGCACAAUUGAGAAAUUACCAGACAAAGUACUCCUCCUGAUAUUCACAUACCUCCCUCACAAAGAAGUUGGUCGCCUGGCAAGAGUGUGUAAAAAAUGGAGAAUGAUAUCCAGUGAUUCCCGGUUGUGGACGCAAGUUUCUCUUAGGCCUGAUGUCUCUGGUCUACAUGUCACCAACAUAGAAACACUGCUAGCGCUCAUAGCAGUUCGAUUUGGUCCAUCUCUCCGUUAUAUUGAAUUACCGAUUGAGUUAAUCACACAUACUGUCCUUCAAGAAUUGGCAUACAAAUGUACUUCCCUAACACAUAUGCUCCUGGACUUUUCAACAGCUAUGCAACUGCACGACUUCAGCGACUUACAGACUUUUCCAAGCAGGUUGAGGACUAUGUGCAUCUGUCUGUCUGAAGUCAUCUUCAUGGAAGGGUUUAUGAGGAAGAUUUAUAAUUUCAUCAAUGGACUUGAAGUUUUGCAUCUCAUAGGUACAUACGAAAAAGUAACUGAGGAGGAAGAAGAAAUUUAUGAAGUCAUCAACAUUCACAAACUCAAAAGUGCUGUUCCCAAUCUCCGAGUUGUCAACCUGUAUGGCAUCAUCUUCGUCGAUGACAGUCACGUGGAAGCUCUGAGCAGCAACUGCAUUCAACUAGAAUGUUUAGCAAUAAACUUUUGCAACAAAUUCACUGGAAGCACCUUAAAGCUGCUACUACAAAGAUGCAAGAAACUUAAGUGCCUGCUUAUGCAGCAGACAUCUCUGAAAAGUGAACACGUUAUGGCAGCUGAAUGGGAUAAAACCGUUCUUCAAGAAUUGGAUAUCACCGCUACAGAACUUUCAACAGAAUGUUUAAUCGAUUUAUUAACAAGAGUUCCAGCACUUCGUUACCUUUGUGCGGGACAACAAGAUGGAUUUACUGACCAGGUGAUGAAAGAAUGGAUUGAGAAAGGCAAUGUAAAGAAUUUGGUUGCACUCGAUUUGGACAGAAAUGAAAAUAUAUCAGAAGAAGCACUAAGCAUUCUCAUCAAAAUGCAAGGUCCAACGCUUCGCGGUUUGGGACUGUCCAACAUACCACACAUAACGGAACACUUUUGGAAUGCCAUGCUACCAACUCUUAAGAAUUCCAAAAUCCUUAUCAUGGGAAUGCCUGAAGAUUGUUGCCCCAAAAUUAGCCAGAAGAUACACGUUGAUUCAUUAAUGGAAUCCAUUGCUAAUAACUGCCCUGGACUCGAACGCUUGGAAAUCCGUUGGGAUGCUGAUACUCUUCGAUUCAGUGACCGUUCUAGUAAAGCUAUUGAUUUAGUUCGAGUAAAAUGUCUCAGAUUGCGCUGUAUGACCCUAGCUGAUGGAAAAUACUUCGAGUUGGUUAAAUCUAAUUUCACCAGAGCAGACAGAGGAACUGUAGUUAGGACUACGACCAACUGUAGAGUCACUCUUUGUUAUUUACUCUUAUACUACAAAGAUCUUUUGUUUAAUUGAAGGUAUAUCGGAAUAUUGGAUACCAAUGUGAUUCAUCAUUAAUUUUUUACUUACCCAAAAGUCAUCUGGCGUCAUUAACACUUUCCGGUUUGCUAUCAGUUUCUGUGAGCAAUCUUUUUAAGUUCAGGCCUCUCCGAUGGAUGUUUUAUGAACUUUAUUUAUUAGAUUUAUUAUUACUAUCAUCAUUAAAUAAAAAAACCCACAGCUUAAAGCUGCUUAAGCUACGAAUUUAUUGUCCUUCCUUUGAAUAAAAGCUUUGAUAAAACUAAAAAAUAAUAUACUAUAUUGGAAAAUGUUUCGAAUAACAUUUAACUUCCUUUAUAUUCAUAGUACACCGGUAAGUAUGACUUACAGGUAAUGCAGACUUGUAAACCGACAAAUUGCAGAUUAGAGAAAAGUAGGACUUUCGUAGAAUUAUAGGUAAACCAAGCAAAUUUCUGAGUAGUAAUCUGAUUGGGAAUAUGCUGGAGACACCAAUAAAUCUUGUUGUGCCCUGAGCAUUUGGUCUCUUUCAUAGGUAACCAUAAUGUGGCGAAAAAUGAAACUUUAGUUUUGAUUAACAACACGGCAGCUAGUUUUGUUCUUCCAUACAAGAUGUUGUCGAAAAAGCAGGUAUAAGCUAUGAGGUAAGAGUUCUAAAACCUAUUGCAUAUCCAUUCAGUAUUAGCAAGGAAUAAUGAUUAUACUCAGUAGAUACGGUAUACAGAGCUCUUUAAUUGUCUUUUCAUUUGCGAAAACAAUAUUUUACAAGAAGUAAAAUUCAUCCUUUCGUUCUUAAAUCGACUGUUUGUAUUUGUUGAUUUGUUUCAACUUGGGUAUAAAAAAUUUUAAAUUCUAUUACACAUCGAUAAGCUUUGAAAACGAACCAAGUACAUUUUAUUUAAAAGUAAUGUACCGUGUACUUCCCGAGUUUUCUAUUUAAAAAUGUGUGAAAUGUAUCUUGUAAACUGGUCACUCAAUCGCUGGUGUAAGAAAAAAGAACACGUGUACGCUGAAUCUAUUUGCUGGGAUGUGAUAGUUUUACGCAUAUAUGUGCGCUUUAUUCCCAGAAUUUUAAACUUUGGCUUUUAACUUGUAUACUUGAGAAAAAGGACCAUUAUGCAGCAUAAUAUGCAGUAUCAACUUUCUAAAAAAUUGUCUUAGUUAAAAAAAUAAUUUGUACGUGUUGAGGGCGUGAUCAGUAUUUUUCAAGUACACUUUUUUUUUCUUUUUUUUUUUUUUUGAAAGUUGAUACUUCUUACUAUAGUGCAUAACAGUUCCUAAUUUUCGAAUACAUAAUAGAAAUAAAAAGUCAAAGUUUAAAUUCUGUUUAAAAAGUGCAAUAUAAUGCGUAAAAAUAUCUUUAUUUGUUUUAAUGGAUUGAUCAUGUAACCAAGUAAUCUUAUGGUGCAAGACCUAAGUAUUUGGACCUAAGAUACAUCAAAUUGCAAACAAGUACAUAAAAAAUGAGGUAAACUUCAGCAAAGCAGCAUCAGUUGAUGUAGAAUACAAUAAAGCAAUCGAUAAAUUUUAGCAUUAACCGGAAAGUGUUGAAUAAAUGAAUUGCCCUUAUGAAUAAUGGUUGCAACCUCUCGACUAUUCUACCUUGUGAUAAAACAAUGCUAUUUGAUAUGCAGCUGAUAAAACUGCAUAAUGCAAAGCAAAAUGAGUUAUAAUACGUAAGUACUAAAAUAAUUUUCGAAAUUUUUACAUCUUUAGUUACGUAAUGUUUCACUCUUUCAAAAGAAGUUUAUUAUAUGCUUCUGAAUGACUAGAAGCUUGUCGGGUAGUUUAGUAAUCAAGAUUAAGUUCCAUUGUUACAAGAUACUUUUAUAUGGGUACAUUUGUCAACUGAAAAAAAAAUAAUAUCUUUGUUUUUCAGAAACAGGCAUCAUUAAAAAUAAGUUAAAUGUUUUCACUUAUUUUGAACGCAUUUAUUUAUAUAAUCUGUCACAUACUUUAAUUUAAAGACGACAGACUACUGUGACACUUAAUAUACGUAAAAUUUGUGAGAGUGCAAGUCAAACUUUAUUCAUGAUUCUAUCGUUUGAUACUCCAAAAUUAAAAAAUAACUUUAGUUAUUCUUGCUUUCAGUUGAAUUAUUUUACCAUGGUUACAUGACAUUGCGUUUCUGUCAAUUCUCACUCCGAUUACGAAUGUAACGGAUGGAAGUUUUGAAACUGAUCCAAUCAUUGUAAAUUCCCUCUAAAAAUGUGCAUGCACGCUGAUGAAAUAUUCAAGGGAAUAAGUGUGAACAAGUUGAUUGAACAACAAGUAAUCAAAGCAAUUUGUAGCAAUGGAAAGAGAAUUAUCUGUGUUGUUAUUGAUUGCUUUUGAGGUAUUUUCCUUUCGUUGAGUUUUAUUUCCAAAAUAAUUUAUUUCGAUUAAUUUUACAAUGCAAUAAGUAACAAUGAAAAUUAAUGAAAUGCUUUUUAAAUCACUACAAGUCUUUCUGUGAGAUUUAAAUGUGCAAUGUUAAAAGUAGUCUUGCUCGUCGGUGACAAUAGUGGCAUUUCUCCCCCCCCCCCCCCAAAAAAAAAGCAUGCUGGAGAAAAUCAAGGUUUAAUUUUAUUCUACUUUUUUAUGAUUUAUUCUCAAACAAACAGUAUGAUGAAGAAAAUCAAGGUUUAAUUUAAUAUUACUUUUUCCUGAUUUAUUCUCAAACACUACAAAAGCAAAGGAUUUAUGCUGUUAUGUUCACUAACUGAUUUUUGUAGUCUAAAUGUACAGUUAAAGUUUGAAAAUUUUUCUUCCCUAUUGUGAAAUUUUAAUGAAGUACCACUAUUGAUCACAUCUUUUAUACACCAACAUGGCACCAGUAAUAUAAACCAGCUUUCUUGCGGUGUUAUAGCAAGAAAGAACACUUAAACUCAGAUUUUAAAUCAAUAAUUCUUUUCAAAUGUUUGAGAUGUGUCACUAUUGUCGCAGGUGUAAUUUAUGUAACGUUAAAUACAUUUCUUUUUUUGCUGACAGUGUUAUAAUAUGUGCGUAUGUAAUGUCUGAAAUGAGUCAUGAUUAACUAUAAAUGACAAUAAUCAAACAUUCAAAUAAAGUUUCUUUAUAGUUAAAAUCUGUUAUGAUAUUAUGAAGAAAAACAUCAUGAAGAUCUGACAGCUUGAUAAUAAAUUGUUUCGUUUUUUCGGCAGUUCAGUACUUAUACAAAUUGAAGCAUGAAAUAAAUAAUAUGGGAGAGUAGAAUAAUAAGGGAAAAUAAGUGUUUUUAACAAUAAAGCUGCUUUGACCUUGAUACCGAUAGAGAUAACGCUGUCCUAACGUCCUGCUUUGUCACUAGUUAAUUUUCAGAUCGUCAAAAUUGAAUAAACCUUUCAAACCUUAAUCUGAAAAUUAUAAAUAAAACCACCAUUGCAAUCUUCCUCCUCUCCAUGUAUGAGAAUUUCAAAAAUCUUGGUAGCUGAUUAAAAUGCUCUUCAGUCAUAUUUAUUUGCA